This is a messenger RNA of Leptonychotes weddellii (Weddell seal), 2845 nucleotides long. Lineage: Eukaryota; Metazoa; Chordata; Mammalia; Carnivora; Phocidae. The record is from RefSeq and is a predicted model, not a curated record.
UGAAGGGCGUUUGGUUCCCUCUUCACGUUUCUCCUCCCCUUUCUGUUGGUAGCUUUCAGUCUCAGAGACUCUCAUAGACCUGUUUCUCACGUCCUGUCCGGUUAUUCGCCCUCGUUUUUCCAACUCUACUGGGCUUGGUUCUCUUUUUCUCUUCCAUUCUUUGGCCCUGUCGCCCCUCGUGGAAGAGGAGGGAGGUACUUGCUUCUUGAAACAAUUCAUCCACCUCCUCCAGUGUUCUCCUCUUAUCUGGUCUCUGUCCCCUCUGUGCCCUCCUCCCUUUCUCCUUAACUGCUGCUGGUGCUGCUCACGUCGACAGCUCUCCCUAUAGUCCUGCCUACUUGUCUCCUCCCCCGGAGUCCGGCUGGCGGAGGUCAGUGUCUAGGGCAGACAGGGUCUCCUGUCCACUCUCUGACGUGUCUCUGGAGGGAGCUUGGGUUGGGGCCGGGCUUUGAACAGUGCCUCCUCCAUAAUGUAGGGCUGGGAGGGGUGGGGGCAGGUGCGGUAGGUGGGUCAGAGUCCAGUCUUGGCCCUGUUGACACUGGCAGCCGAGCCUCCCAGUCCAGCCAGUGCAGGACCAAUGGUAACGGUGGCUGACUGGGAUGUGCGUGUCCGGGGAGGGAGGAUGGCUGGCUCUCCACAGGAGUGGCUGCCAGAUGCAGCGUUCUGGCCCCAGAUUUCUGACCCUCCGCGGUCUGUGUCAUCCUCCGUGCACAGUCGCUGGGCUCCAGGAUUCCCAUUCAGCUUAUCCCGGCAGAGACAAGACGAUGCCCUGGGGCAAUUUCCCUGCAGAGAAGGGACAGUUGUUUCGACUGCCAUCUGCACUGAACAGGACAAGUUCUGAUUCUGCCCUUCACACCAGUGUGAUGAACCCCAGCCCCCAGGACACUUAUCCAGGCCCUGCCCCUCCCAGCAUCCUGCCCAGCCGCCGUGGAGGUUUUCUGGAUGGUGAAGUGGACUCCAAAGUCCCUGCUGUUGAGGAGAACUUGCUAGAUGACAAGCAUUUGCUGAAGCCAUGGGAUGCUAAGAAGCUGUCCUCAUCCUCCUCCCGACCUCGGUCCUGUGAAGUCCCUGGAAUUAACAUCUUCCCAUCUCCUGACCAGCCUGCCAGUGUGCCCGUCCUCCCACCUGCCUUGAACACAGGCGGCUCCCUACCUGACCUCACCAACCUGCACUUUCCCCCGCCACUGCCCACUCCCCUGGACCCUGAGGAGACAGCCUACCCCAGCCUGAGUGGGGGCAACAGUACCUCCAAUUUGACCCACACCAUGACCCACCUCGGCAUCAGCGGGGGCCUGGGCCUGGGCCCGGGCUCGGGCUAUGAUGCGCCAGGACUUCACUCCCCUCUCAGCCACCCAUCCCUGCAGUCCUCCCUGAGCAACCCCAACCUCCAGGCCUCCCUGAGCAGCCCCCAGCCCCCGCUCCAGGGCUCCCACAGCCACCCCUCCCUGCCUGCGUCCUCCCUGGCCCGCCACGCACUGCCUACCGCCUCCCUGGGCCACCCCUCGCUCAGUGCCCCGGCCCUCUCCUCUGCCACUUCUUCCUCCUCCGCUUCAUCUCCCGUGCUGGGCGCCCCCCCUUACCCAGCUUCUACCCCCGGAACCUCCCCCCGCCACCGCCGUGUGCCCCUCAGCCCCCUGAGUUUGCCCGUGGGCCCAGCUGACGCCAGAAGGUCCCAACAGCAGCUGCCCAAACAGUUUUCGCCAACAAUGUCACCCACCUUGUCCUCCAUCACUCAGGGUGUCCCCCUGGAUACCAGCAAACUGUCCACUGACCAGCGGCUGCCUCCGUACCCAUAUAGCCCCCCAGGUUUGGUUCUGCCCAGCCAGCCGCCCACCCCAAAGCCUCUACAGCAGCCAGGGCUGUCCUCUCAGGCCUGUUCCAUGCAGCUGUCAGGUGGGCAGCCCCCGGGCCGGCCACCGCACUACGGGACACUGUACCCACCCAGCUCCAGUGGGCACGGGCAGCAGUCUUACCACCGGCCCAUGAGUGACUUCGGCCUGAGCAACCUGGAGCAGUUCAGCAUGGAGAGCCCAUCAACCAGCCUGGCGCUGGAUCCCCCUGGCUUUUCUGAAGGGCCUGGAUUUUUAGGGGGUGAGGGGCCAGUGAGUAGCCUCCAGGACCCCCAUGCCCUCAACCACCAGAACGUGACCCACUGUUCCCGCCAUGCUCCAGGGCCCAACAUCAUUCUCCCAGGAGAGUCCUCCCCAGGUUUCUCUAAGGAGAUUGCGGCGGCCCUGGCCGGAGUUCCUGGCUUUGAGGUGUCGGCAGCUGGGCUGGGGCUGGGGCUCGGGCUGGAGGAGGACCUGCGCAUGGAGCCACUGGGCCUGGAAGGGCUCCACAUGCUGAGCGAUCCCUGUGCCCUGCUGCCCGAUCCUGCUGUGGAGGACUCAUUCCGCAGUGACCGGCUGCAGUGAGGGGAGGGGCCUCAUCGGCACCCCUGUUCGCGGCCCUGCCCCAUCACUGUUCCUUUCCUCCCUUCCCCCUGGCCAGUAGAGACUCCACUCUGCCCCCAGAUCCUCUUUCUAACAUGAACGAGGGAUCCCAGGAAUGAGAAAAAGCAAAGGGUUUGUCCAGGUGGCCCCUGAAUUCUGCACAAGGCGUGGGCCUGGGGGAGCUCAAGGGAGGACCUAAAGCACUUGUAACUUUGAACCGUCUGUCUGGAGGUCAGAGCCUGUUGGAAGGCAGGGGUGGAGGGGAGCCCCGGAGGCAGGACUUGCCCGGAUGCCUGGGGGUGGGCAGUGCCAACCCCUCCUCACCACUCUUCCCCUUGCAAUGGAGGAGAGCGCCAGAGUGGAUAUUAUUUUUUAUUAAAUAUAUUAUAUGUUAAUAAAAAAAUCGUAUCAAA